UGCAAGUAGCUAAAAAAGCCAACCAAAAAAACCAAAAGACCCCUCUUUUUAAAGGCUCUCUUUUUUCUCUUUUCAUUUCUCUCUUCACAUUUCCUUGUCGCUUUUUGUUGUUUUUGUUGUUCAUCGCACAAUCUCAUCUUCACAGAUUCGUCAUCUUCUCGAUCCCCAACCUAACUGCAAUCAUGAGUGACGUCGGAGAAAAGACCUGUCCCCUUUGCGCGGAGGAGAUGGAUUUGACUGAUCAGCAACUCAAGCCUUGCAAAUGUGGCUACGAGAUAUGUGUUUGGUGUUGGCAUCACUUGAUGGAUAUGGCUGAGAAGGAUGAAACCGAGGGAAGGUGCCCAGCUUGUCGUACUGCUUAUGAUAAAGAAAAAAUUGGACGAACAGCAGCUAACUGUGAGAGGUUGUUUGCUGAAAUUAAUUUGGAGAGAAAAAUGAAGUCACAAAAGGCAAAGACUAAAUCAUCUGAAGGAAGGAAGCAGCUGAGCACUGUGCGAGUUAUUCAAAGGAAUCUUGUUUACAUAGUUGGGUUGCCACUUAAUCUGGCAGAUGAAGAUAUUCUUCAACGCCGAGAAUAUUUUGGUCAAUAUGGGAAAGUUCUAAAAGUAUCUUUGUCUAGGACAGCAGCUGGUGCCAUUCAGCAAUUUCCAAACAAUACAUGUAGUGUAUAUAUUACUUACUCAAAAGAAGAGGAAGUGAUCCGUUGUAUCCAAUCUGUACAUGUAUUUGUCUUGGAUGGUAGACCAUUGAAGGCAUGCUUUGGUACAACAAAGUACUGUCAUGCAUGGCUAAGAAAUAUGCCUUGCAACAAUCCCGAUUGUCUAUAUUUGCAUGCAAUUGGUUCUCAAGAGGAUAGUUUCACCAAAGAUGAGAUUAUAUCUGUGUAUUCAAGGGUUCAACAAAUAACUGGUACGACAAACAAUUUUCAACGGCGUGCUGGGACUAUGUUACCUCCCCCAGUGGAUGAUUAUUGCCCCAACAGUUCGUCUACAGCAAAAAACAUUUCUAAAAGUGCUCCAAAUAAUACAAUAUUAACCGGUCAAAAUGAUUCUCCCUCAAAUGGAAGCCCUGGUAGAUCUCUUGCUCUUCCUGCUGGAGCAUCAUGGGGAACUCGUGCUUUAAACCAGCCACAACCAGCCAGUUUAUCAUGUUCAAAUGGACCGUCUAAGCAGAAAUCUGACACCAUUAGCUGCACAUCACCAUUUUUAUCUGCCGUAAUGAACACAAAUCGGGCUUGUACAUUACAUAAUGAUGAUGUAAAGAAACCAUCUGAAGAGAUCCAUGCUACACAUAUGAAGGGUAAACCUGAUUUGUUAAAACCCUUAAAACGUAACAGUGGUUCAGAUGGUCGAACUACUGCACAAGAGAAACCUACUUCACCCGAUGGAGUUCCUGCUUCUAAAUCAUUGAGCAACCAGAUAUCUUGCCCACCGGCAUCCAAUUAUAAUGACCAGGGCACUAAUAUACCAACUGUUACAAGCGCCAUCUUUGACCACAUUGAGAAGUCUUUUAUUACCUCCAAUGAGAAAGCAGGGAGUAUUUCGUCUACUGAUGAGAAGGUACAGAGCAUAUGCUCUGAUGUCUCAUCGUUGACCUUAGAUAGGAAUGCCUCAAGUGGCCAUUCCAAUGUCAUUAGACCUAGCAGUUCAGCUUCUGAUCAUGGAUCAAGCAGCUCUUCUAGUAGUCGGGGGUUACAACAAUGUUAUAGAGAGCAUUAUCUAGAACCUUUAAAUUCUGCAACCGCUGAGAGACCCCUGACAUCUCCCAGUAGGGUGUCUGUUUCUAAAGGGCAGUCUGAUUGGAGAAUUGAUACACAAACUCGAGUAGUGCAGAAUACAAGCUUUGAAGUUGAAGAAGACACGUCUUUUGAUAAUCAAAGACUCAAUGAUCCAGAAGUUAUUAGCCGACCAAAUUAUAUGCCUAAUUCACCAAUUUCACUUCAUUUAUCAAAUCAUUCUAAGUCCCAUUCUUUUCAAUACAGUGAUUCUUUUGGUGCUGUUAAUUUGAAUGGUGAUACUGCCUUUGUAGAUAAUGAAGUUAGUGGCAGUUUACAGCUUCACGGAUCCGGUGUUUUGUCUAUAUCAAAUGGGUACCCUGAGAAGUAUAUAGGUAGUAGUAGUGGUUCUGUUAUUACGUCAGAAGACUACCUUCUGCCUUCAAAUCAAGGGAAAGUGGAACAGGUGGGAAGAUUAAUUGAUAAUGCUGAGAACAAUGCUGCCAAAGAAACAGGAGAGAACAGCAUAAUUUCAGACAUAUUGUCACUAGAUUUUGACACAUGGGAUGAGUCCCUAAGUUCGCCUCAGAGCUUGGCCAAGUUGUUGGGUGACACUGACAAUCAGCAGUUUAAUUCUCUCAAAUUUUCUAGUUCAGGGAAGGCUCUGAAUAACAAUCAAUCCAGAUUCUCGUUUGCAAGACAGGAGGAUUCUAAAUAUCAACCUUUUGAUGUUGAGUCCUCGUCUAGUAUUUUUGGUCAAAUGCCACAGAACCGGCUUUCUAAGCAAGAUUUAGCUGAAAGCAGGGAUCUCUAUCUGAAUAAGUUUGAAAUUUCUAAUGGGUUUUCUCCAAAUAACUUUGAUGAAUACAACAUUUUUAGUGGCAGCCCUUCAAUUUCCCCUUCUAGUAAGCUUUCUGUUUCAAGAGCUCAAGUGUCAGCCCCACCUGGAUUCUUUGCUCCUAGCAGGACACCACCUCCUGGCUUUUCUUCUCAUGAGAGAGUAGACCAUGGUUUUGACACAUCAUGUAAUCACUUGGACUCUUCGUCCCUGUUAAGAAACUCUUAUCAGGCUCCAGCAAGUUGUGGUGUUGGUGGUGCUGGAGAUAUAGAAUUUAUGGAUCCAGCAAUAUUGGCAGUUGGUAAGGGUAGACUUCAGGGAGGGCUCACCAAUUCAGGCUUAGAUAUGAGAUCAAACUUUUCUCUACGGAUAGGUCCCUACGAAAAUGAGGCCAGAUUUCAACUAUCUAUGCAGAGAUCUUUUUCUCCUCAUCGGAACCUAAGAUAUAAUGUUGGGGACAGCUUUUCUUCUCUGAAUGACUCUUUUGGAGUUUCUUCUAGGCUAAUGGAUCAAUCACAAGUGAACAAUAUAUCCCCAUAUGCGCAGUUGUCUCUCCAACAGUCGAGGAAUUCACAUAUGUCAAAUGGUCCCUGGGAUGGUUUGAAUGAGUUCCACGGUGGAAAUAAUGUUGGCAUGGCUGAGUUGCUCAGAAACGAGAGAUUGGGAUUUAACAAGUUCUAUUCUGUUUAUGAAGAUUCAAAGUACAGGAUGGGUGAUCUAUAUAACAGAACAUUCGGGAUGUGAUUGUUGUUGAAAUCAAAUCUCUGCUUAAUUGACAAUGCGAAGAUGAGAGAAACUUUUUGUUGUAUCUUGUCCUCAUGUUGAGAAUGACAUGUUGAAUUGUAACUGGUCUCCUUUGGCAGCCUGAUGAAGAGUACCAAGCUCCCAACACAUUGGGCGAAGAAGAUGUUGUCGGCAAGCGUAUCUUGCAUUGCUUAAAAAGCUCAUAUCUUGUGGUAAUAUUGAUUGGGGUUUCCUCCGAUAAAACACAUAGGUGAGAUGAGCUUCUGCCUUGGCCAUUUUGGAUAUAAAUUGAUUGCACCUCAGAGUGCUUGGCGUAUGCAAUCUUCUCAUCAAACUGGCAGGUUGGUCCUCUCCAUUUGCUGAUAGUUACGCUCUUAAUCGCCCAAUACCCAGCCCUAAAGUAAAAUACGGUGGCUGCUCCUGCUCUGGAAACUAAAUAGAUCUCAACUGGAAUCCAACUUUACUUUUUUGUUAGAUAUCAAUGG
This is a messenger RNA of Hibiscus syriacus, 3781 nucleotides long. RefSeq lists its product as uncharacterized. Lineage: Eukaryota; Viridiplantae; Streptophyta; Magnoliopsida; Malvales; Malvaceae. The record is from RefSeq and is a predicted model, not a curated record. The coding region runs from base 183 to 3296 and encodes 1037 amino acids. Gene Ontology annotation, molecular function: RNA binding; ubiquitin-protein transferase activity. The transcript is spliced from 13 exons. Gene Ontology annotation, biological process: protein ubiquitination. Gene Ontology annotation, cellular component: CCR4-NOT complex.